This is a messenger RNA of Physella acuta, 2275 nucleotides long. RefSeq lists its product as uncharacterized. The record is from RefSeq and is a predicted model, not a curated record. Gene Ontology annotation, molecular function: protein binding. NCBI's taxonomy places the organism in Eukaryota, Metazoa, Mollusca, Gastropoda, Physidae.
GUUCCAUGGAUUAUUGCCAAUUCCCACCGAGUUUAGACACUGACAACAGCAGCCAUGACCUCAACGAUUAUGACCCUGUCGAUGAAAUGGCAGAGGAGACUGCAGACGACCAAGGUUUCAUCGACCACGAGGAUGCAGACGACACGUUUGACCAGUUGAACCAUGACCGUGAAGACCACCUGGCCGAGGUACAGGACCCCCGGGAGCUGAUGGACCUGGAGAACGUGUACGACCACCUGCAGUUCCAUGCAGUGACUGACCAGCUGGUCGAGGUGUACGUGGCUGGACGCGACGAUGACCCAGACGGGCCCAGCGCGGUGCUGCCUGACGCGGUGCCGGUGGGGAGUUUUAAGAAUUUGGGUGGAGACUUUUGGAGGGAGAGGUACAAGCCCUUGCACAUGAAAAUUGACAAGACGUUAGUGCGGGGAAUAGACAGGAUUCCAGAAGAAUCUGUCUGUUAUCUGGAUGUAGAGAGGUUUCGAAUGUUCUUCACACCAUACAUAGACUACAGAGGAGAGAAAGAGACGACAGACUUGGAAAUCCAUUACAGAGACUCGACAAACAAGACGAUUGUACUCCGUGUACAUGAAAGGGUGAUCAACUCGCUCUCAAGAUACUUUCAAACACUAGUGUUUAGGGGCCGCUUUGGAGGAAACAAGACAUUUAUAGACGGCAUCCCGCCAUGCAACUGUGAGCUGUUCGAAGAUAUUGUGACUUACGCCUACACUGGCAACUUUGUGCCCCGUCAUGACAAUGUUAUGAAUGCCCUCUUUACAGCAUAUCAGACCAAUCUACACCACCUGCAGAUGUGGUGUGAGAAUUUUGUCAUUGCAAACUUGACAGUUUACACGGCUUGUCACUUCCUGGUCCUGACAGAUAGCCUUAUGUUGCCGACACUAAAAACAGGGGCUCGGAAAUUCAUAGGUGCACACCUCAUCACGAUAAGCAGGAGCUACGCCUUUGUGAAACUCCAGCCGCGCCACAUCAUGCCUCUGUUUGAAGAUGAUGACCUAGUUAUCCUGGAUCCUCAGACCUCCUACGCCCUCAAGACCCGUGAUCGUGAGAUGGUUCUGUUCGGCGCGGUGCUGGCACACGUCUCCUUUCGGAUGUCGUGCGAUCCGUUCGCAGCAAAGCUGCUGAAAUCGUGCCGGAUGGUGGACAUUGGGGUGGAGAAUGCAUGGAAGAUGAUGAAUGCAACCUACCCGCACCUCCGCAACCACCCGACAGUCAGGAGAUAUUUGAAAUGGGCAGAAACUUUGUUUGCUAAGGUGGAUGUGAACCUGAGGAAGAAGAUUGUGAUUCCGUCCCUGUGGACCUUCAGAAGGCUGCUGUCUGAUUGUGAGAUUUUGGACAUCAUGCACAUCUACGCUCCACACCCCACGCGGCCCUUUGUCAAAAAUGACAAAAGUCGUCUGAUCAGAGAAGGUCUGGAGAUUGAAGGAUUUCGGAUUUUUGUCCGCCGUCAUGCUUCAGCCUAUGCUAUUGGAGGACUUUCAGUCAGAUACAGGGUCAGCGAGACGGGAGAGUACAGGUCUACAAAUGAGAUAGGGUUCAUUGACCUCAGGGAGGAAGAGAAUGACAAGAUUUUUGAAAUGAGCCUAAACAAAGAAGAGUAUGUUAGUGAGGUGAUAGUGGGAGCUUCAGACAGGAUGGUUCACAGGCUGUCUUUCAGGACAAACACUGGUCGCAGGUUCGGUCCCUAUGGGGGCUAUGGCGAGGGCAGCAUCAACUACCAGGAGCGCCCCCCAAAAGCCAGAGUCACGCGACUCUAUGACAUGGAGUGUGGCUGCUCCAUCAUUGAUGACAGGCUCUACAUCGCCAACCUGGCCCUUACAUGGAUGAACUUCAACUAACUAGCCAGGUGACAGUUCGUGGUGGCUGCUGUUUAUAUUUUACACUUGUGAUAUUUGCAAAAUUGUUUUACACUAUUUUUCUUUUACAUUUUUACAGAUUCGUUUUUUUAAUAACGAAUCCAGAUUUUUUAUUUCUAAUGACCAAAAACUUUUUAAAAUUGGCCUUGCUCUUGGGAGUGGAGUUGAGACAAUAAUUUAUGGAGAGAUUUUUAAAGUUUACAUGAAAGUUUUAAUGUUGUGAAUGUAAGGUAGGGUUGCUUCAAAGCUUUAAUUUAAAACUGCGCAGCAUUUGUCAUUUUAGAAAGAUGUUGUUAAAUUCCAUGACAUUCCAUUUUUACAUUUAAUCAUCCAUUUUCAUUGUCUGCAUUGUGUACAUUUUCAUUACUCAUUUUCAUAUCACGUUUCACAGAGUUUAGAUUGUU